AUGGCCACACAACACCAGGGAAGUAUGCCAACUUCUCAUUUCCAGGAUCCAUCCACGGGGGGUAGCACACCUAUGCCCUUCUUGGGAGACAUGCUGGCAGGAGGUUCUUUCAAGGGACUGGCGGUUAACAUCAAACACUGGACGCCGAAACAUCCAUACAAGGUGAUAUCAGCAACGCCCGAUGGUAGCAUGAAGACAUUUGUCUACCACUUCCCUAAAUUUGCACGAAUCUCUGAAACGACCGGGAAAUUACCCAAUACGAUGGUCCCACUUUUUGCCAGGGAAGUCGUUAGACUCCUCUACUGUUCUGCCUCGUUCGAUCAUGAGUCAAUCACGGACGCCAAGUUGAAAUUCUACACGGCUGAUAAUCCACAUUCCUCAGAAGAAACAAAUGAUCAUUGUAAGAGAGGGCUUGACGUCAUUGAGGGAAAGAGAGGAGAGGGGGGAAAAAGUGACAACGCUCGAGAGGACUAUGAGUUCUUUAAGGAAAUGUUAACAAAGGCGGCGGUUGAUGGUGAGAACGGUUCGGAUGAAGUAUCUUCGCAGGAGCAGAUAUCGACACUGUUUGACGGAAGGGGGGAAUGGGGUGGCCGGGUCGAUAAAAAAGGAAUCUUUGCCCUGUCUUUGGAGGACACGAUCCCUGCACCAAUGAUCUCUGAACGUGAGGUGGGCGAUAUUGAGAGCCGAUGGGUCUUUGGCGGUAUGUUGUAUGCUGAUUACGGUCACGAUCACGAUCACGAUCGAUCUAUCUACCAAAAUAUGGAAGUGGACGGCCCAGCCGACGGCGAUGAGGGGAGCGGAGAUAGGAAAGUAGCUCACCAUGGGAAAAUCUCAAGGUAUGGUCGAUACGGCGUACCAGUUCUGUAG
Messenger RNA from Tremella mesenterica DSM 1558, 867 nucleotides. RefSeq lists its product as uncharacterized. The transcript is spliced from 3 exons. The coding region runs from base 1 to 867 and encodes 288 amino acids. Lineage: Eukaryota; Fungi; Basidiomycota; Tremellomycetes; Tremellales; Tremellaceae. The record is from RefSeq and is a predicted model, not a curated record.